Molecule: messenger RNA, 11416 nt
Organism: Cherax quadricarinatus
Lineage: Eukaryota; Metazoa; Arthropoda; Malacostraca; Decapoda; Parastacidae
Source: RefSeq, a predicted model, not a curated record
UCAACACAUUAAAGCAGUAACCAUGGCGGAGUGCGGUGGUGGUACGCUGCUGCUGGUGUUAACAUUAUGGCUGGUAGCAGCCUUCAUCUUCCCGUCUCAAGCGCAAGUCUUAACUCCGCCAUACUUCAAUUUAGCCGAGAACCGACGUAUAACAGCUUCUGCCACCUGUGGUGAGGGGGUCCCAGAGCCAGAGCUCUACUGCAAACUGGUGGGUGCCAACGCUGACAGAGAUGCUUCCACAGACUUCAUCCAAGGAGGACAGUGGUGUGACCGGUGUGACCCCAACAUACCCGAGAAGUCACAUCCUGCACAGUAUGCCAUCGAUGGGUCAGAGCGCUGGUGGCAGUCCCCUCCACUCUCCCGGGGCAUGAAGUACAAUGAAGUCAAUCUUACUAUUGAUCUGGGCCAGCUGUUCCAAGUUGCCUAUGUACUGCUCAAGAUGGGAAACUCUCCACGUCCUGGUGUCUGGGUCCUGGAACGCUCGGUGGACAAUGGAGAAACUUAUACACCAUGGCAAUAUUUUGCUGAUAAUCCAGGGGACUGUGAAAGUUUCUUUGGAAAAGAGAGUUUGAGUCCAAUCCAAGAUGAUGAUGAUGUAACUUGUAUCACACACUUUUCUAAAGUGGUACCUUUGGAAGGUGGGGAGAUUGUUGUAUCUCUUCUAAAUAAUAGACCAUCAGCAAAUAGUUUCUUCAAUUCAACAGUUCUGCAAGAAUUCACGAGAGCCACCAAUGUUCGGCUUCGCUUAUUGCGCACCAAAACUCUACUUGGUCACCUCAUGUCUGUUGCAAGACAAGAUCCAACUGUCACAAGAAGGUAUUUUUACUCCAUCAAAGACAUCAGUAUUGGAGGAAGGUGUGUGUGCAAUGGUCAUGCUGAUGUUUGUGAUAUAACAGAUCCAAAUGACUUGUACAAGUUGCAGUGUCGAUGUCAGCACAACACUUGUGGUUCUCAGUGUGAGACUUGUUGCCAUGGAUUUAUACAGAAAAAAUGGAGACCAGCUAAUUACCAAGAUAGCUUUGUUUGUGAACCCUGUAACUGCUAUGGCCAUACAGAUGAGUGCAUUUACAGUGAAGAAGUAGAUAAACAAAGACUUUCUCGGGACAUCUAUGGCCAGUUUGAAGGUGGUGGUGUGUGUCAAAACUGUCAACACAAUACUGAGGGUAUCAACUGUGACCAAUGCAGGUCUGGCUAUUAUAGACCCUAUGAAAAAGAACUCAAUGAUACUGAUGUCUGCCAACCCUGCGACUGUAAUGUGUUCUACUCAACUGGGAAUUGCGCACAAGGAACCGGGCAAUGUGAAUGUCGGCCAGAAUUUCUACCACCACUUUGUAAUGCCUGUAAUGAUGGUUACUAUGAUUAUCCUAAUUGUAAGCCUUGUGACUGUCAUAGAAGUGGCACCAUUGGUGGUGUUUGUGAGGUGGGUGGUGGGCAGUGUCCAUGCAAGGAUAAUUAUGAAGGACUCAACUGUAACCAGUGUGCUCCUAACUUUUAUAACUUCCCAGAUUGCUUACCAUGCAAUUGCAGUGAAAUUGGAUCAUUAGACAACAAUUGUGAUGUAAAAACUGGACAGUGCAACUGUAAAAAUGAAUUUGGAGGCCGUACCUGUGAUCGAUGUGAACAUGGCUACUAUGAUCAUCCUACCUGUACUUUCUGUAACUGUGAUGCUCAAGGCACUGAAGAGGAAAUCUGUGACAAGGGCACUGGAGAAUGCCUGUGCUUGAGUGGGUUCAGUGGUAAUCGUUGUGAUAGUAGUGCUCCAGGGUUCUGGGGAUAUCCUCUCAUUCAGAGCUGUGGAUGUCAUGAGAGAGGUUCAGCAUCAUCCAUCUGUGAUGCAUCUGGAGACUGUGCCUGCCUACCUGGCUUCUCUGGUCGAGCUUGUAAUCAGUGCAGCCCUGGAUACUACAGUUUUCCUGAUUGUAUUCCAUGUAAUUGUGAUCAGGCAGGAAGUAUUGGUAUUUCUUGUAACAGAGAAGGAAAAUGCCAGUGCAAGCCAAACUAUAGUGGAGUUCAUUGUGAUACGUGCCAUGAAGGUUUCUACAAUUUUCCUUUAUGUGAAGAAUGUAAUUGUAACCCAGCUGGUGUACUAGAGACCUUUGGUGGCUGUGGUGAUGCUCCAGUUGGUGAGUUAUGUCAGUGUAAGGAGCGUGUCACGGGACGUAUAUGUGACCGCUGUAAACCACUCUUCUGGGACCUGAGGCAAGACAACCCUCUAGGCUGUGAUGAUUGUGGCUGCUACUCUCCAGGCACAGUUGGUGGGAUGGCAUCGUGUGAGUCUGAAACUGGCCAGUGUUUCUGCAAGCCAGGAGUAAUUUCUCGUCGGUGUAAUGAAUGUCGAGAUGGCUCAUAUAAUUUGAUUGAGGAUAAUUUGUUCGGGUGUUCUGACUGUGGCUGUAACCCAGGUGGUUCAGUGGAUAAUGUAUGUGAUAAAAAUACUGGACAGUGUCGGUGCAGACCACGUGUUACAGGCCAGCAUUGUGACCAGCCACUUCAGCUUCAUUAUUUUCCUACACUCUACCAGCUGAAGUUUGAAGCAGAAGAUGGCCACACCCCUCAUAACACAGCAGUAAGGUUUGCCUAUGAUGAAGAGGUAUUUCCAAAUUACUCCUGGCGAGGCUAUGCUGUGUUUUCUGAAAUCCAGAAGGAAAUCAUUCAGGAAAUAUAUAUUGAAAAACCAUCAUUAUAUCGCAUGGUGCUCUUUUACCACAAUCCAAGUUCCAAGACAAUUGUUGGCAACAUCAAAUUUACACCAGACAACCCAAGUGAUACAGAACAGGAAGUUGACGUCCACUUUGCACCUACCAGUAGACCACAGUUGAUGACAGUGAACGCUGUGCCUGGUGAUUUCCCCGAGACACUUGUUAUGAACCCUGGACGAUGGUCCAUUGCUAUAAAGAAUAAUCAGAACCUCUUUGUGGACUAUUUUGUGCUGCUUCCUCUUGCAUUUUAUGAAGGCACUAUCCUCAGCAGGAAUGUGACCACUCACUGCAAGCUGGGCCAAACAGAUGAUGAAAUGUGUCUACAUUAUGCUUAUCCGGAUAUAUUUCAUUAUAGCUACAUUUAUGGAUCUGCUGGUUAUCGUAGCUUUAAUGGUGAACGCCAGGCUGUGGAACUGUUUGAUGAUGAGGAGAUUUUGCGAGAGCUUGACACGCAGCCAAUGGCAUGGCUGAACCACAACCAACCUAAUGUUCAGUAUGACAUUCGACUUGCUCGUCCUGGACGCCACAUACUGCUCAUCAACUAUUAUACUCCGGCUGGCGGCACAACUACUAAUGUCAUUGUAGAAACCUCAACUCGCAAGGGUAGAGAGAAGGGAAGAGCCAUCUUGUAUGACUGCAUGUACUCUACAACUUGUCGUCAAGUUGUCACAGAUGCCAGUGGAAAAGUUGGUAUCUUCUACUUUGAUAGCAAUUUCAUCAGUCUUGAUAUAAAAGGUGAGACCAACACAAAUAUAGGUAUUGACUCCAUUGUGGCCAUUCCCUAUGAAUAUUGGCACCAAGACCUGGUGCGUCCACAACUAGUGUGCACUCGUGUUAAUGGCCAGUGUUUGGAGUCCUUUUACCCAAUUCCUCCUGAAACUACAAAGGUUGAAUUUGAAUCAAACAUAGAGGGAAAAAUGGCUACAGAAUUACCUGAUGGUAUUGCCAAUAUUACUGGUCUUGUUUACCUCAACCACAGUGAUCCAAUGGUGGAUGUUGUUGGCAAGUUGAGGUAUGCUGGAAAAUACGUCUUUGUCGUCCACUACUAUCAACCUCAGUACCCAGAUGAUGAGCUGUAUGUCCAGGUUGCUUAUGCAAGUGACAAAGAGUUUGAUGUUGAUGUAUUAAUCCAGAAUGGGCAGUUUUAUGAAGGUUCAUUAGCAGUCCAUCACUGUCCUAGCACCUCUGGUUGUCGAUCCAUCAUUAAGCAGCCUGAUGGAUCCUAUAUUUUUGAUAUAUUAGAGAACUUCGUCCUCUCACUUAAGGAGCCAAAUCAUAAAUCUAUCUGGGUGGAUUAUGUUUUAGUAGUCCCAGCUCAACAAUUUACUCAAGAAAUUCUACAAGAGCUUCCAUUUGAUAUGACUGCAGAAUUUAUCAGUCAGUGUGGACAAAACAACUUCAACAUUGAUGCUAACGCUACCGGCUUCUGCAAGGAUGCAGCAUUUGAACUGACAAUGGAAUAUAACAGUGGGGCCUUACCUUGCCAAUGUGAUUUCCAUGGCUCUGUAAGCUUUGAGUGUGAGAGCUUUGGUGGACAGUGCCCUUGUCAUCCAAAUGUUAUUGGUCGCAAUUGCAACCGCUGCAAGACAGGAUUCUUUGGUUUUCCUGACUGUAAACCCUGCAACUGUCCCUCCACAGCACUCUGUGAUCCUGCUACUGGUGAAUGUAUUUGUCCACCCCGUGUGGAAGGUGAUCGUUGUCAACGGUGUGCACUGUAUACCUAUGGCUUUGAUCCUAUUAUUGGGUGUGAGGAGUGUCAGUGUUCUCCACCUGGUGUUAAAGCUGGCAAUCUGCAGUGCGACUUGCAAAGUGGACAAUGUAACUGCAAAAAUUCUAUUGUUGGCCGAAGAUGUGAUCAGUGUGCUGCAGGCUACUGGUCUUUCCCAUUCUGUCAGUUGUGUGACUGUGACUUGAGGGGCACUGAGGAAGAUAUAUGUAGCCAGGAUGAUGCCAGCUGCUAUUGCAAAAUCAACGUGCAAGGGCGUUCGUGUGACACAUGUCGGACAGGUUCAUACAACUUGGAAGAAAGUAACCCUGAUGGAUGUACUAAGUGUUUCUGUUUUGGCAAGUCAGAUUAUUGCUCCUCAGCUGAUUUAUACUGGCAAACACCAAGGGCGGAUGAGAUGUCAGCUUGGGGUGUAGUAGCUGUGGAAUCGUCCCUAACUCCUAACGCACAUGGACUACCCUCUCUCUCCAGAACAACUCUCACUUUUGCUUCACUGGCUGAACCACCGACAUAUUACAGAGACCUUAUACAGCAGGAUUUGGAAGGUGUAGAAGAGUUCUUCCCAGAAGGACAGAUCUACUUCACCGCCCCAGCUGCAUACCUUGGCAACCAUGUUUCAUCUUAUGGAGGAUAUCUCAAGUAUUCUCUUCUGGUCAUUGGUGGUGAAGAUGGCUCUGAAGUUACUGGCCCUGAUGUAAUCUUGAAGGGAGGUGAUAUUAUUGCCCAGUACUUCUCACUAGUGGAACCCACUUCUUCUGCAACCUUCAAAGCAGAAAUCCGAUUAACUGAGCACAAUUUCAGAACUAUGUCAGGACUACCGCUUCAGCGAGAACAGUUUAUGACACUUCUCUAUUCACUUGAUGGCAUUUUCAUUCGAGCAAAUUACUGGAGUAAUUCAAUUGAAGCCAGGUUGUUUAAUACCAGCAUUGAUAUACCAACUACUGAUUGGCCUGGAUCUAGCUCACGUCAGGCACUUUCUGUGGAACGAUGCCAGUGUCCGGUUAAUUAUGAAGGUUUAUCGUGUGAGGAUUGUGCCCAAGGUUAUUACCGUGCCCAGCGUGGACCAUAUGGUGGUUACUGUGUUCCUUGUCAGUGCAAUGGUCAUGCUGACACAUGUGAUAAACAAACAGGAAAAUGCUUGAACUGCCAGCAUAAUACAGUUGGUGACCAUUGUGAGAUGUGUGCUUCAGGGUACCAUGGGCGUGCCACACAAGGUACUCCCUAUGACUGUCUUAUCUGUGCCUGCCCAAUGCCAUCCAUUACUAACAAUUUUGCAGUCAGCUGCGACUUUGUGGAUGAUGCUUUCUCCAUUAGAUGUGACUGUCAUGAGGGCUAUAUUGGUGACCGUUGCGAGCGCUGUGCUGCAGGCUAUUAUGGUCAGCCAGAAGUUUUAGGUGACAAGUGUGAGCCAUGUGAAUGUAAUGACAACAUAGAUAUCAAUGAUGCCUACGCCUGUGAUGACAUCACUGGACGGUGUUUGAUUUGCCUCAACAACACUUAUGGCAAUUCCUGUGAACGGUGCUCUCCUGGAUUUUAUGGUGAUGCCAUCACCCUUAAAAAUUGUGAAAGAUGUACUUGUGAUGAGUGUGGCACUCGCAACUGUCAGCACUUCUCUGGUGUAUGUGAAUGUUACGGUAAUGUCAUUGGUGACCAGUGUGAGCGAUGUGCACCCGACCACUGGGGAUUUGCUUCUUGUCAGGUAUGAAAUGACAUUCUACUAGAGAUGGAAUGUCAGCCUUGCUACUGUGGUAUAGCAUCAUUGAGAAGCCAGUGUGAUGAAGGUACAGGACAGUGUGAGUGUAGCAGCGGAGUCACCGGCCAACGCUGUGAUCAGUGUAUGCCUGGCUUCUGGAACUACACUCAGUAUGGCUGCCAAGAGUGUACAUGUCGUGAAGGAUUCAGUGUGGGUGUUGGUUGUGAUCCUCGUACUGGUCAGUGUCAGUGUUUACCAGGUGUGAUAGGAACAAACUGUGAAGGUUGUCCCUAUAGAUGGGUCUUGGUUGAUGGUGUUGGCUGUCAUGAGUGUGAAGAGUGUGUUCAUGCUCUGCUUGACACCACAGAUCAGCUGUCAUGGCUUAUUCAACCUACUAUUACUGAGUUUGAGACUGCAGCAUACAGUUAUUUCCUGCAUCAAAGACUGGGUGUGAUCAACUCCACAGUAUUUGAACUUAGGCCUCAAGUUAAUCUGAUGGACUUGACCGAGGCUGAAACGUCAACUCUUCAGGACCCCUUAAGCGUUAUAGUGAGAGAAGCACAAGCACUUUCUGCACAUAGUGGAAUUGUGUUUGAUAGAGCUGGAAGUGCUGCUGAAGAUAGUUUUAAUGUUCAUGUAGAAGCAUUAAAGGUUCAAGAAGAUGUGGAUGCAGCCUUCAAUUUAGCACGCAGAAUUAUUGCUGAAAUAAAUAAGCUUGUAAUUGGUCUGGAGACUGGCACAGGGGCCCAGUUGGAGCAAGCUAUCCGCGAGGCAGAAAUUCUCGUAGAAGAAAUGGAAAAACGUAAUUUUGAGGUUUAUCAGGAUAAGGUGGAAGUUGAGCUGGAGAAAGCAAAGGAAAUGCUUGAGAACAUUGCCACCUUCAAUUAUCCUGUUAAGAGCCAGAAAGAAUUAAUGGAUUCUUAUGAAAAACGUAUGAACAGCUUUGAAGAUAAGAUUAAGGAAAUGAAAGACUACAUACAAAAGGCUGUUCAACAGACAAGAGACACAGAGCAAAUGAUUCGCAACAACAAAUUAUUUGGGUAUAAUUCACUAAAGAAGAAACUUGACGAAAUACGAAGGUUGGACAAACAGAUAAACAACGAAUUAGAAGAAUCCCGAGAACUUAUUGAUCAGGCCAACAGGAAUCAUAUCAAUGCAUCAGCUAAUUAUGAUAUGCUUGUAAUGGAAGUAGAGCAUCUUCGUGCCACAAAGUCCAGUCUGAAUGAGAGUGUUACUCUGAUGAUGAGGGAGCUAGAAGAGGCAGAGUUUCCAGCUCAGAGAGCCCAGGCUCAUGCUGAACAACUUGGAAUAAGAGCUGAGGAGUUGGAUGGGUUAUUAGCCGAUACUCGAGAAGUAUCUGAGAAGGCACUUGCAGCAGCUAAUGCUUACAAGGAUAUUGUCUUUGCUAUUGAUAAUGCCUACAAUGCAUCCUUGUCUGCCAAUAUAUCUGCUCUAAAAGCUGUGGAGAUGUCUGAGGGAGUGAGUGGCCAGGCAGUAGAGUCUCAAGCAAACUCAGAGGAAAAAUAUGGCUUAGCUGAAGUCCGAGUGCAACAAGUAAAUAGGGAGUUACGUCCUCAGCUGAUGCAAGCCCAAGCAGAUGUGCGUGCACUUAAAGACAUGAACCAGGAUAUUAGUAACUCCCUUGUUAUCAUGAACAGUGAACUGAAAAUUCUGGAGAAUGAAGCAAUUUCUACAGGGGCUGCAGCACUUAAAGACGACGCUGUUCAGUCCAGCAAAGAAGCUGAUGAAGCCAUUUCCACUAUAUCCAAUGUUGAAGACUUACUAAUCAGAGCUGGUGAAGAUGCACGCUUGCUGAUGAGGAAUGUAGCCGAAGGUGAAAAGGAUAUAGAACUUGCUCAUAAACAAGUGGAACGAGUGGAGCAAGUAGUCCCUGAGAUGACUCAGCUAGCUACACAACUUCGUGCACAAAAGGAAGUAAUUCAGACUCUUGGAAUUGAUGUUGGAGAUCGUCUAGAGAAACUGCGACGCACCAUUCAAAAGACACGUGAACUGGCCAAUAAGAUUAAAGUGGGUGUAUCAUUUCUACCAAACACCACGAUUGAAGUGGAGAAUCCAGAGGACCUCAUCAAAGCUGCCACUUCUACUAAGCUUUCUCUGUUUACUCAAACGGAGGAGCCAACAGGACUUCUUCUAUUUAUGGGUACACCUGUCGGAGGUAGUAAACGAAUGCGUCGCACAACGACUGAUGAUUUCAUGGCCCUUGAAGUGGAUGGUGGUUAUGUAAGGCUCACAAUGGAUCUUGGGGCUGGUCCACACACUAUUGAGUACAAUAAGUUGUAUAUUGCUGAUGGUGUUUGGACUAAGAUCACUAUUGAGAGAACAGGCAAGUUGGUGAAGUUAUAUGUGGAUCGAGAAGAAAUGCAAGGUGAACCAGUGGAGGAAGUAUUACCUGGCAAGUAUUCUGUCUUCAAUCUUGAUCCCAAAGUGUCAAAAAUCUAUGUUGGUGGAAUUCCUGCUGGUACUCAGGUUAACAGGGCCAUCCUUAGCACUUCAUUCUAUGGCAAGAUGGAAGACCUUCGUCUUAAUGAUCAACCUAUCGGAUUGUGGAAUUUCAAAAUGGAUGGAACCAACAACAAUCAGCAACGAGGUGCUUUGGAAAGGGAUCGCCUUGUUGACCUGGCACCCCCAACAGGUCUUCGAUUUGAUGGGAAUGGAUAUGCAGCUAUGGACACUCGUAAUGGAUACCGCUUCAAGCGACAGUUUGACAUACAAAUGGAUUUCAAAACAUAUGCUGAGGAUGGCAUUCUCUUUAUAAUUGAUGGAGGCCCUGAUCAGUACAUGACAGUGGCAAUGGAAGAAGGCCAUGUAAUCUUUCAAUAUAACCUGGGAUCAGGCGUAGCUACCAUGAAAUCUGACAACACUUACCAUGACGGAGAGUGGCACCACGUGGAAGUUGCCAGGCAGCAACGCAAUGGAGUGUUGAAGAUUGCCUCUGAGACUAUCCAAGCUGAAUCUCCUGGUAAUGUAAAACAGUUUUCAAGUACACCAGAAACAAUGUUCUUUGGUGGCUAUCCUGGAGAACAUGAUUACAUUGACAUUACUAACGAGGACUUUAAUGGCUGUAUUGACAAUAUUGUUAUGUCCUCUGUUGCUGUGGACCUUUCCAAGAGCAAAGAGUCUAUUGAUACAGCACCAGGAUGUCCAAUCAAGGUAGCCAGUCUUGUAUCAUUUGACAAGUCAGCUCCAGGCUAUGUGAAAUAUGACAGUCCUGAUGGUAAUGGCUUGCAACUUGUGUUCAAGUUCAAGACAGAAGAACCAGAUGGUUUAAUAUUGUACACAUCAACAAGGAAUCAAAACAGCUACCUCUCUCUCUCUCUAGCAGAAAGUGCUCUUAUCCUUCGUGCUGCCCCAGGAGGAGAACUUACUACAGGUUCCUACGAGAAGUACAAUGACAGUGAGUGGCACGUUGUCAUUGCUACUCGUGAGCAUAAUGAACUUCGCCUCGAUAUUGAUGAUUUUAAGUCUUAUGCAGUCAAAGUGGCAGAACAGGCAGUGCCAUUUGACGGGCCGGUAUAUUUUGGUGGAGUUCCUGAAAUUUACAACAUAGCUGCUGCUGCCUCGGCCACUGACACUAACUUCUACGGCUGUAUUGGAGAUGCUACUCUUAACAGCAAACUUGUCAACUUUGCUCAGAGUCAAGAUCGACUCAAUGCACAUUUACAGAAGUGUCCUUUGCAGAAGAGUUCUUCAGUCUUUGAGAAGCCGUCUGUUGGACGAGAAGUAGCGAGUACCAACGUUAGUGGCUAUGAAGAUAUUCCCAUCAUCGCCGAACAGCCCACUUUGCCACCAGUGGUGGAAGUGGAUGUUGAGUCAACCCCUCACCCUCCCUUAUAUACUUCCUCUACCACUGAGGAUAUACACACCCUCCCCUCAUCCCUAUCUACUACUACUACUACUAUUGCUGAUACUGAAUCAUCUACCACCACUACAGAUACAGAGGAAGUCCGUGCAGAAGUGUCACAGACAUUUUUAAGUGAUGGGUGUGCCUUGCCUGUAGAACCUGCUCAGGAGGAAGUGCCUACCACUGAAGGAUUUAGAUUUGAUGAAGACUACUCUAGCGGCUAUGGCUUUGGUAGCAAACGUAACAGCCGUAUUCAGUUCAAUGCCUUGCCAGGGAGCACACGUGCCGACUUUAAGUUUUCCUUCGACUUCAAGACUACAGCUGAUGAGGGUAUUAUCUUCUAUGCUUCAGGCAAAACUCAUCGUGACUAUAUCACCUUCUAUCUUAAAGAUGGCAAGAUUGUUUUCAGUUUCAACACUGGUACUGGAGCUGCACUGAUGCGAUCAGAACAAUCUUACGAUGAUGGUGCAUGGCAUAGUGCAGUAGUGGAACGACGGGAUGAGCACGGAAUGCUCUUUAUUGAUGGUUUCCAGGUUGCUAAUGGCACUGGCAAAGGAGAUUCCAAAUUCAUUGACCUAAAGGAGCCUGUGUACUAUGGUGGUAUUGCUGCUGAGGUUGCAGAUGUGGUCCGACCAAAUACCGAAGGUACCGAGCUCUCUUUCAAUGGAUGUCUGAGAAACUUCCGCUUGAAUAACCAGCGUGUUGGCGGUUCACACGAUGCUUAUGGUCUUAUCCGCUGUUCUGCUAAUGUUGAACCUGGCAUAUUCUUUGGGGAUGGACCUCGCGCUAAUGUUAUAUUGCGCAAGCGAUUCAGUGUGGGCAGAGUGUUUGAAAUGACAUUAGAUGUAAAACCCAGAAAAAACAGUGGUGUUAUUGCCUCUGUUCAUGGCAGGCGUGAUUUUGUGAUUCUGCAGCUAAACAACGGUAGCGUUGAACUUAGUGUCGAUAACGGAAAAGGUGUUAUCACAGCGAGGUAUACCCCACCAUCGCCAUGGAUGUUGUGUGAUGGCAACUGGCACUCCAUCCAAGUGAUCAAGAACAAGAACAUUGCCAUUCUUGUAGUUGAUGGGACUUCCACCAACCCAGUCUCUGGCAAGAUUGGGGCCACUUCAACAGACACUAAGAACCCCCUGUUCCUGGGAUCACAACCUUUAGUGCAGAAGCGCCGUGGAGGAGCAACCAGCGAGAGGUUUGUUGGUUGCAUAAGGAAUGUAACAGUCAAUAAGGAACUAGAAGCCUUAGCAUACACUACCUUUGUUGGUAAUGUUAAUGCUGGAUCAUGUCCUACUAUCUAAGUAUGAAUAUUGAGACAUACUACACUUAAUAAAGAUCAAAAAUCCUUAACUAGUUUUCAGUACGGUAUGUCAAAAAAUCAUUAAAAGAAAAUUAAUAUGGAUGACAAAAUGUGAAAAUUUAUUAUUACAGUCAACAGUGUU